AUGAUGAACAAACUCGCAUGCCCAACUCAGGCUCUCAGGCAAUUCCGAAAUGAUCACCCUGAAAUCACCUUCAUUCGUUUGCAAUGGCAGGACUACUCAGGGGUUCUCCGGACUCGUGUACUUCUCUUUGAGUCCGUUAUUGCUUUAAUCGACGAAGGAAAGCCUUUUCAGGCCGCUGGGAUCGCGAUCGACUGCACCGUCAACAAUAUCAUUCUGCAUCGAGCACCACCCCGAGGCAUGUACUGGGCAAUUCCGGACUGGUCAUCUCUUCGUGUAGCUUCUCACCCUGAAACUGCAUUGGUGAUGUGCGCCCUGGACUACGAACAACAUUCCUCAAUUCGUAGUGACCUAUGUCCACGGCAGGCGUUGACUUCGGUGUUGCGAGAGGCAAGGGAUACCUGGGGACUGGAUUUCCUCGUGGGCUUUGAGGUGGAGUUUACUGUGAUGAAAUCGUGCGCAUCCUCGGACGCAAUGGUUCGAUGUAGUGAAGGUUUUGGUCUAUUUUCUGUUGCCGGUCUACGUGAUCCUUGUUAUCAAUAUGUGGAGCAAUGUGUUCGUCAGCUACGCGCUCAGGGAGUGGAGAUUCUGGCUGUGCACACAGAGGGAGUCCGAGGGCAAUAUGAAAUUGUCCUAGGGCCACUUCCACCAACCCAAGCGAUUGAUCAGUUAUUACUGGUACACGAUUACCUUAAAGACAUAUUCUUCCGCCACGGAUACACGGUCACCAUGUCUCCAAAGCCGGUCAAUUCUGAGCCCCUAGCUAAUGGCCAGCAUAUGCAUCUUUCGCUUCAGCCCGCCAGUCCUCUUCUUGAAGAUUCGUUCCUUGCGGGUAUCCUCAAGCGUCUUCCUGGUCUUUGUGGCUUCUGCCUGCCGCUGGAAGUAUCUUACCAACGACUCAAGCCAAACGAGGCUGGAUUCUCAGUCGCCUGGGGAACAGACUCUCGACUUGUUCCUAUUCGGAAGGUUAAAUCUAGUCACUGGGAAAUCCGAUGCAUUGAUGUCACUGCCAACAUGUACUCCACCUUAGCAGCAAUCUUGGGAGCCGGACUUUUGGGCUUGGCAGGCAACGAGCCACUGAUCUGGCCGGAUCUGGGGGUUCCAGAAAAUCAAGCUUCAGAUUGCAGCGACCCGAUGCCACAAUGCCUUGAGGAUUCUUUAGCAAUCUUGGAAGCAGACACUGGGUCUUUGGCUACUAUCAUUGGUCGACCCAUGAUUGAUCACCAUAUCAAAAUGAAGCGUUUCGAGAUCGCUCAAGUGAAAAAGUUGGACCCAAAGGCAUUCAGAGAGCUUCUCAUUGAGCUGUUCUAA
Molecule: messenger RNA, 1308 nt
Organism: Penicillium pulvis
Lineage: Eukaryota; Fungi; Ascomycota; Eurotiomycetes; Eurotiales; Aspergillaceae
Product: glutamine synthetase
Exons: 1
Coding region: 1-1308 (435 amino acids)
Molecular function (GO): glutamine synthetase activity
Source: RefSeq, a predicted model, not a curated record